This is a messenger RNA of Cajanus cajan (pigeon pea), 1987 nucleotides long. The record is from RefSeq and is a predicted model, not a curated record. Lineage: Eukaryota; Viridiplantae; Streptophyta; Magnoliopsida; Fabales; Fabaceae.
UUAGAAGGCUAAUGCAGUGCAGCCAAUGGUUACUGUUGAGGGCUUUAUUCUUGGGUUGCUCAUAAAGACUAUCUUGUCCUUGCUGCAACAGGAUCUGGUUUUGUUCUUUAAGUAUUCAAUAAUUUUGCCUUAGGAUAUGUUUGGAUAACUUUUUCUUGCAACACUUUUAAAAGAGAAAAAUAGGAAAUAAAAAUGAAAAUAAAAUUUCCCAUAAACUAAAACUAACUCAUGCAUGAAAGAAAAGGAGAUCUUGGAAAAGGUAAUAAAAAAGAACUUCUACAAUAUGGCUUAUGCAUAAGUUAAUUUUAGUUUAUAAAGAAAUUUAUUUCAUAUUUACUUCUUAACUUGCUACACUUAAAGUUCUGCCAGAGUAGUUAUACUACGAGACCCUUACUUACGAUGUAGAGUAGCUUAUGUGGAUUUGUUUAUAAUUAUACUUUUGGCACAAGGAAGUCUCUAUGCUUUCAGAUUCCUACAUUGUUGUCUGGGAAAGUGGUGGUUGUGAUUUUGCCCUUGAUAAGCCUCAUGCAUGACCAGUGUUUAAAACUAACAAAACAUGCAAUCAGUGCUUGCUUUCUUGGCUUGGGGCAACUUGAUGAUAUUGUUGAAUGUAACGCAAUGAGAGGCUUGUAUAGUAUAGUUUUGGUGUGCCCAAAGACUGUGAUGAGAUUGAUUCAACCACUGCAGAAGCUUCCAGAAGGUCGCAGUAUUGCUUUAUUUGCAAUUGACGAGGUACAUUGUGUUUCUGAAUGGGGUCAUGAUUUCCGUCCAGACUACAGGUCUGUUUUUUGUCCCUUAUUGUUUGUGGUUUGCUGAGGUGAACUGGAUUGAUGAGUUUCUUUAGAACAUCUUAAAUGAUUGUAAAUGUAACUUGUGGUUUGCAUAUUGGCGAAAUUUAGAUCAGUUAUUGGUUAUUUUGAUUGGUUACCAUGCAGAUUUCAUUUGUUCUUUGUUUUGUGCACACUUCACAAUUUAUUUAAUGUUUCUAGUCUAUUGUGAAUGUCAUAAGUAUGACCUGUUUUAAUUUUUUUUUUGUUUCUGCCAACUGUCUGUGUUGAGAGAAAAUUUCAGUGCUAGUAAGCUAAAAUCCCUGAAUUUUGAUAUCCAAAUCCAUCUGAUGGCUUAGACACCUACAGACACCUACAGCUACAAAAAGAGUUCAAGAAGACAUUUUAAAAUCACUACACAUGUCGAAAGAAACGAAUGUUGUUCUUACAUCAUUUUUUCGAUCUAAUUUACCCUUCAUGGUGAAUUUGUUGAUUAUAACUAUUAACUUGUACAUUCAUCUAUGAAUAUACAAUCUUGUUAACCGUGGCUUCAUACAGUUAAAGGAUAGUCGAACGUCAAAGUCUUAUGCAAAAGACUUUUGUGAAUUGAUUAAAGUAUAUGGUAGAAAGCAAAAUAUUGAUGGAAAUGAAAAGACUUGCAUCUCAAAUGAUUCUGAUUAUGUUUCUGACAGCCUUGAUGCUUGAAGUAGCUGAUACACAUGUUUCUCCUGAUGAUGUGGAUGACAACCAGGAUGAUUACACUUAUAGAGAUGAUUUUUUAAUGCGAAGAGAAUUGUCAGUUGAGUUCCUAGAAAAUGAUAUGGAUGUCGUUCAAAAUGUGGAUAACUCAGAUGGAGAGAUGUACAGCCCCUGGCCAUUUUCUGCCCUUGCCAACCAUACAGCUGCCCUUUUCUCAAUGAAGCAGUAUGAUACUUGUGAAAUUGUCGCAGUGAAGAUGGCAAGACUUCGUGUAUUGCAAUUUGUUAAGGAUUUUCCUAAUUUUCUUUUGGUUCAGUGCCAUCUUACAAACAGUCUUUGAUUGUGUCUAAUUCAAGAUGCAUAAGUGAAUUUAUUUUUACGAGUAUUAUGCAUGAAUAACUGAGUUAUUUUGAUUGACUUCAACUACUUAUUAGGUUUUUAAACUACAGAAAUUAAACUGCUAUUUUAUGAUGCUUACUCGUUCUCUCACAUGUUGCGGGAGAGAAGUAUGCAUUUUGCUA